Conger conger (European conger) is the source of this 984-nucleotide messenger RNA. RefSeq names its product triosephosphate isomerase B-like. NCBI's taxonomy places the organism in Eukaryota, Metazoa, Chordata, Actinopteri, Anguilliformes, Congridae. Bases 154 to 900 code for a protein of 248 amino acids. Gene Ontology annotation, biological process: gluconeogenesis; glycolytic process; glycerol catabolic process. The record is from RefSeq and is a predicted model, not a curated record. Gene Ontology annotation, molecular function: triose-phosphate isomerase activity. Gene Ontology annotation, cellular component: cytosol. The transcript is spliced from 7 exons.
AAUGAUGUAGCUGCCUACAAGAGCAGAAGAUAGGGAAGUUAAUAUAUUUUACUCAUCGCUUCAGUGUUGAGUGUUUCCACUGAAGGUCAUUCAUUUGCGUACGCUCGCUUCACGUUCAUUUCAAGGGCUGUGUCGGAGCUCCUCAAUAGCAUCAUGUCUCCAAGAAGGUUUUUUGUCGGUGGGAAUUGGAAGAUGAAUGGUGACAAAAAGAGCUUAGGCGAUCUUAUCAACACUCUCAAUACUGCCCAACUCCAUCCUGACACCGAGGUGGUCUGUGGUGCCCCUGCUAUCUACCUUGACUUUGCCCGGUCGAAAUUGAGCUCUACGAUUUUCGUGGCUGCACAGAACUGCUACAAGGUUCCAAAGGGCGCCUUCACUGGGGAGAUCAGCCCUGCAAUGAUAAAAGACUGCGGUGUGGAGUGGGUCAUCCUGGGACACUCGGAGAGGCGCCAUGUUUUUGGGGAGAGUGACGAGCUGAUUGGUCAGAAGGUGGCUCACGCAUUGGAGAGUGGCCUGGGUGUCAUCGCCUGCAUUGGUGAGAAGCUGGAUGAGAGAGAGGCUGGAAUCACAGAGAAGGUUGUCUUUGAACAGACCCAGGCCAUUGCAGACAACGUUAAAGACUGGAGCAAAGUUGUUCUGGCCUAUGAACCCGUCUGGGCUAUUGGAACUGGCAAGACUGCCUCACCAGAACAGGCCCAGGAGGUUCAUCAAAAACUGCGGGAAUGGCUGAGAGCCAACGUGUCUGAGGAAGUGGGCAACUCUGUCAGAAUCAUCUAUGGAGGUUCAGUGACCGGUGCCAACUGCAAGGAGCUGGGCUCCCAGCAUGACGUGGAUGGCUUCCUAGUUGGCGGAGCCUCUCUGAAGCCAGAGUUUGUCAACAUCAUCAACGCCCAUGCAUAGAAGGCAGGAGGGAGCGCUUUCAGCAGUCAUUUCUGUCAAAUGACCAAUUAGUCAGUCCCAUUCCCACCUUUGACCAGGGAUUAU